Mirounga angustirostris (Northern elephant seal) is the source of this 942-nucleotide messenger RNA. RefSeq names its product olfactory receptor 5D18. Gene Ontology annotation, molecular function: G protein-coupled receptor activity; odorant binding; olfactory receptor activity. The transcript has a single exon. Gene Ontology annotation, biological process: sensory perception of smell; G protein-coupled receptor signaling pathway. NCBI's taxonomy places the organism in Eukaryota, Metazoa, Chordata, Mammalia, Carnivora, Phocidae. Gene Ontology annotation, cellular component: membrane. The record is from RefSeq and is a predicted model, not a curated record.
AUGUUACUGUCAGAGAGAAAUAAAAGUGGGGCUACAUUCACUCUCUUGGGCUUCUCGGAUUAUCCAGAACUGCAAGUCCCCCUUUUCUUGAUUUUUCUGGCCAUCUAUAGUGUCACUGUUGUAGGGAAUAUUGGGAUGAUAGUUAUAAUCAAGAUUAACCUGAAAUUGCACACCCCCAGGUACUUCUUCCUCAGCCAUCUCUUAUUUGUAGAUGUCUGCUACUCUUCCAUCAUUGCUCCCAAGGCCCUGGAAAACCCGGUUAUAGAAGACAGAAGCAUUUCACUUCCAGGAUGUGUAGUACAAUUCUUUUUCUUUUGUACCUUUGUGGUAACUGAAUCCUUUUUAUUAGCUGUGAUGGCCUAUGACCGCUUUGUGGCCAUUUGCAACCCUCUGCUCUACACAGUUGCCAUGUCCCAGAAACUCUGUGCCAUGAUGGUGGUCAGAUCAUAUACAUAGGGAGUAGCAUGGUCUUUGAUACUUACAUGCUCUGCUAUCAAAUUAUCUUUUCAGGGUUUCAACACAAUCAAUAACUUUUUCUGUGAGUUCUCUGCAUUGCUCUCCCUGUCUUGCUCUGAUACUUACAUCAGUCAGUUGCUGCUUUUCAUUUUUGCCACCUUUAAUGAGGUCAGCACACCGCUCAUCAUUCUCUUGUCUUACGUAUUUAUCAUUGUCACCAUCCUCGAGAUGCGAUCAGCCAGUGGCCGCCGCAAAGCCUUCUCCACCUGUGCCUCCCAUCUGACCGCCAUCACCAUCUUUCACAGGACCAUCCUCUUCCUCUACUGUGUGCCUAACUCCAAAAACUCCAGGCACACAGUCAAAGUAGCGUUUCUGUUUUACACAGUGGUGAUCCCCAUGUUGAAUCCCCUGAUCUACAGUCUGAGAAAUAAGGAUGUCAAGGGUACAGUCAGCAAGUUAAUGGACACUGAAGUCUUUUCUUUUUGA